Anguilla rostrata (American eel) is the source of this 2363-nucleotide messenger RNA. RefSeq names its product G protein-coupled receptor 143 (gene gpr143). Lineage: Eukaryota; Metazoa; Chordata; Actinopteri; Anguilliformes; Anguillidae. Gene Ontology annotation, cellular component: plasma membrane; melanosome membrane. Gene Ontology annotation, molecular function: L-DOPA binding; L-tyrosine binding; dopamine binding. The record is from RefSeq and is a predicted model, not a curated record. The transcript has 9 exons. Gene Ontology annotation, biological process: cell surface receptor signaling pathway; melanosome organization; regulation of calcium-mediated signaling. The coding region runs from base 76 to 1329 and encodes 417 amino acids.
CUCGGAGCUGAGGCCAUGGACUAAAUGAAUGGAUUUCCUUUUACUGCGGACACCGAACUCCGAUAGCGACUCACAAUGGCAUCUCCCAGGCUCGAAACUUUCUGUUGCCCCAACAGAGACGCGUCCACGGAAUUCGUCAUUAAUUUCCAGCCAUUGUUUUUCAGCGGCAUCUGCAUCGGUAGCGCAGGCGUUAGCCUCGUUUUCUCCAUCCUACAGAUGUUGCCCAAACGGAGGAGCUACAGGCGCCUUGGACAAUAUCCGCUCCCCAAACCGGCCUCGUCUUCGAGAAUACUGUUCAUCAUCAGCGUGUGCGAUAUCCUUGGGUGUGCAGGUAUAAUUGUGAGGUCAUCCAUCUGGCUGGGCCUGCCUGACCUCAUUAGUGGGAUCUCUGAUGCCUCCAGCACUGAUGUGUGGCCAGAGGUGUUCUGCGUGGGCAGCGCGAUGUGGAUCCAGCUUUUCUUUAGUGCCUCCUUCUGGUGGACCUUUUGCUAUGCGGUAGACGUCUACCUCGUGGUGAAAAGAUCUGCCGGUUUGAGCACUAUUGUGUUGUAUCACAUGAUCACAUGGGGCCUGGCGGUACUGCUGUGCGUUGAAGGUGUGGCCAUGCUGUACUACCCCUCAAUUUCAAGCUGUGAGAAUGGCCUGCAGCACGCCGUACCGCAUUACAUCACCACCUACGCCCCCUUGCUGCUGGUCAUCAUCGUCAACCCCAUUCUCUUCGCCCGCACUGUGUCCGCAGUGACUUCACUGCUGAAGGGCCGGCAAGGAAUCUACACCGAGAAUGAGAGACGCCUGGGAACUGAGAUUAAAAUACGAUUCUUCAAAAUCAUGCUCGUUUUCAUGAUCUGCUGGUUGCCCAACAUCAUCAACGAGAGCCUGCUGUUCUACCUGGAGAUGCAGGCGGACAUCAAAGCUGGUCACCUGAAGAAUGUGCGCAACGCCACUCUCAUCACCUGGUUCAUUAUGGGCAUCCUCAACCCCAUGCAGGGGUUCUUGAAUACCUUGGCUUUCCACGGCUGGACAGGCUUCGAUGUAGACCUGAGCUUCCGGCCGCAACGCGAGCUGGCCUGGGACUCCGCCUCCACCUCGGCUGCCGCCACGGGCAGCUACAACCCCGUCGUGGGUUCCACCCUCCACUUCCAGAGCCACGUCCAGGAGGCCAAGAAGAACAUGGCCGCCAACGGUCAGCAGCCCUCCGACGCCAUCAGCGUGCUUUCGGAAGGUUCAGAGUCUAGUACAAUUGAAAUCCACAUUUCCAGUGAGCUGCGAGACUAUGAGGAUGUAGACGCAGACGUGGGAGAGUCGUGGGAGAACUCCACACAGCAGUAGCUGGGGAGAGGAACAGCAGCGACUGCCAGACUCGGCUCUCUCUGCGCUACUCCGGCCUGUGAAAGCUGUGCUCAAGGUUAUGCGUGGAACUCUAGCUGAGAGCUGGCCAGCCCUUCUACCUCUGGAGAGCAAGAUUGGGCACAGAUCCAUCCUUGUGAUCAAUCACUGAAGGCCAACAUCUUGAACAAGUGUUUUUAAAAAACCCACUGACAUAUACAAGACUUUCAAUGCAAAAAGUAGUUUUAGCUUUUUUCUGCUUUACUUUUUUACUUUUCCUCCUUGUCUUGUAUCUAGUACCAAGUGUCAGGGCCAACUAAGGUUUCUUUUUCCUCUUCAUUUAUUACACAAGUGUAAACGGUGCAUUUAAUGUGCCAGUACCUUCCUUAAAAAAAUAACUUAAUUUAACGAUCCAGACAGUCGAUGAGACAUGUAGACGUCUAUGCUGAGAAACUGUGCAUACGGGAUUUGUUAAUGAAAAGUGUGCCUUAAGUUCACACAAUUCAAAUAUGGAGCAACAAAGUUCAUGCUUAUGUUAGUGGGUUGGGCCUGACAGAAAGAAAAAAACAGUGCUGUUCUAUGAAUUAACUGAGAAUAAAGAAAUUAUCUUUUGUAUCUGCUCAGAAGAAAAAGUAAAUAUUAAUUUAGCAGCAGUGUUUAGCUUUGUCACAUUCCUGAGUUUCAGGCAUGCACUGAUGCCAUUUUGUAAUUUCAUUAGCUAAUGAUACACACAAAGACAUGCGUGUUUGAAGGUUUAUGUUGUGAAGUUGAAAUUUUGUUUUGAAUGUGUGGAUGUUUUUAUAUUAAACAGCACAAUGUGAAUGAUUAAGCUGUGUGCUACUGUACCUUCAAAUAUUCCCACUCAGUUCGUUUAGUGAGAUAAUUAUAUUGGGGUAUUGCUCUUCUGAAACGUGUCAUUGUAAAAGGACGGUAGGCAAAUUCCUUAAAAAAUAUUCUUAAAAAAUAUUUUGCCAUUGAACAAAAUGUAAUUUUAUUAUGUAUAUGCAGCAAAACAUCUUUCAGUGCUAUAUAUGGAA